Vanessa atalanta (red admiral) is the source of this 3531-nucleotide messenger RNA. RefSeq names its product TBC1 domain family member 13. Gene Ontology annotation, biological process: intracellular protein transport; activation of GTPase activity. The transcript has 9 exons. Gene Ontology annotation, molecular function: GTPase activator activity. The record is from RefSeq and is a predicted model, not a curated record. Bases 202 to 1356 code for a protein of 384 amino acids. NCBI's taxonomy places the organism in Eukaryota, Metazoa, Arthropoda, Insecta, Lepidoptera, Nymphalidae.
AACAACGUAAACUGAAUCGUAUUUUUAUAGGUAUAUUAAUUCUGUAGAGUACGUCGUACAAAGUGUCGCACAUUAUAUGAAGUGACUAACUAUAACGUGUAAAUUAUCAUAUCAAAGUGUGAACCUAAAAUAAAAGUGGAACAGCAUAUUAUGUACAAUUUAAUUAUGCAUUUAUACAAUUAAAAAAUUUGGGAGUCGAAAAUGAGUCUUCACAAAGCCAGAAUUAAAGCAUUUGAGGACAUCUUAGAAGAAGAUGUAAUAAAUAUUGAACAGCUACAAAAGCUUGCUUUUAAUGGAGUACCAGAUGAAAAAGGUUUACGAUCUUUUGUUUGGAAGAUCCUACUGCACUACAUACCUCUUGAGAAGAGUGCUUGGGAAUCUACACUUCAAAAGAAACGGCAACUUUAUCAACAACUUAUAAAUGAAAUUAUCGUUUCUCCUGGAGGUCCGACUGAUCAUCCUCUUAACCUAAGUCCGGACAGUUCCUGGAGCACCUACUUCAAAGAUAACGAGGUCCUGCUCCAAAUAGACAAAGAUGUGAGGAGAUUGUGUCCUGAUAUCUCUUUUUUUCAAUCGGCCACCGAAUUUCCUUGUUCUGAGAUUGUAAACAGCAAUGGUGUCAAACGUCUGCACAAGCGGGUUGAACAGUCUGUAUUGAAAUAUUCAACUCUAGAACGAAGAGGACUCGGUGUUGCCAAGUUGAGCAACGAAAUCCGUCGCAGUGAAAGCAUCACUAGUGGGGACUACACUCCGUUGAAUGAGGGCUGCGAGGCACAUUGGGAGGUGGUGGAGCGCAUGCUCUUCCUCUACGCGAAACUGAACCCCGGCCAGGGCUACGUGCAGGGCAUGAACGAAAUAAUCGGGCCAAUAUACCACACCUUUGCAUCCGACUCUAACGUCAACUUUCGGAAACACGCGGAAGCAGACUGUUUCUUCUGCUUCACUAACUUGAUGGCGGAGAUCCGGGACUUCUUCAUACGCACCUUGGACGAGACUGAAAGCGGUAUCAACUAUAUGAUGACCAAGUUGUGCGAGUGCGUCAAAAAGAAUGACCGAGCUGUCUGGGACCGACUUGAGAAACAGGAGCUGAGGCCGCAGUACUACAGCUUCAGGUGGCUAACAUUGCUGCUUUCCCAGGAGUUUUCACUUCCUGAUGUAGAGAGGAUCUGGGACUCACUGUUUGCAGAUCCGCAGAGGUUCAACUCGCUCAUAUAUAUAUGCUGUGCCAUGAUCUUAUUGGUGAGAGACAACAUACUUAACGCUGACUUCGCGUCGAACGUGAAGUUGCUGCAGAACUUUCCACCGAUGGACGUAUCGUUAAUAUUAAACAAAGCAGUCGAAAUAUCAUCAGGUUAAUCUCUUUAUCAAAUGAAUGAUUUUUUAUUAAAACUUUUAUAUAAUGCGAUUUACUCUUUUAUAUGAUUAUUUUAGUUUUACUGUUUCAAAAGAAACGAAAGUCUAUAUCGAAUAUACUAUAUGUAGUGUUAAGGACAUUCCGAUAUAAGGCCCAAACGAUAUUAUGCUUAAAAAAAGAUUUAAGAAAAAUUAUUCGUCAGAUUCACGUUUUCUAAUCUAAAAGCAAACUAAUUUACAUUAUAAAAAUAGUUAUCUUUUUAAUUUUGCACUAUCAUAAAUAAUCUGGUACAAUUAUGAUAAAACGAUAAAUUAUAUUUAAAAACAAAUCAAUCUUAAAAAAUUUGCCUUGUUUCAUAAUUUUGUAUGUAUGUAUGAAUAGGCAUUCUAAUUGCGCAACUCGAAUAACAGAAGAAAAAAGACAAGACAAAUUUUCUUCAUCGUUCCAAAUUUAAAUAGAACCUCCUAUAAAUAUCGUCCAUUGAAAUUAAUCUUAAUGGCCGAAAAAAAAAAUCACAAACAUAAUACAGUCGAUUCGAAAAUAUUAUUAAAAAAAAAUGAAUGCCAUAUUUGUUUACGCUUUGUACAAUUUAUAAUAAUGUCGUCCAUAUUUUUAGUUACAACUCUGAAAAAUCUACAAAAAUCCAGUAAAUUUUUUUUUCUUAUAAAGUUCCUAACAAGGCCUAAAUCCGACUGCAAAAUAAUUUUCAGGUGAAAUCUUAAAAAUUAUUUAUACUAUAUACUAUAUACACUUUAUUAUUAUAUUGUUUUCUAGAUAAAAAAAAUGCUUGUAAAUUUAAUCAAUUUCAAAAUUAUUAUUUAUUUUUAUCUAUGCAAGUAUAUAUAUUUAAUUUUUUAAAUACAAAUAUUAAUUUGUCAAUAAAUAUGAGUGAAUUGUUUUACUAUCUUACCUUAGUAAGUUAUUAAAUGAAUUCUAUUCUACAUUCAAUAUGUUUUUUUUUUUUAUAAAUUUAUUUAAUUAAAAAAAAAGUAAUAUUUAUGAUAUUUACAAUUAUUUUGAGCAUGUCAGGGUAUUGUAUGCUUUUUUGUUAAGUGUAUGAAAUCAAAAUGAUUUCUACUGAUUCAAGCAAAAACAUCAUCAAUUACACUUUUUAUAUACAUAUCUAUUCAUAUAAAAAGAUAUUAAAUAUACAAUUCCAUUUUUAUGUAUCGUAUAGCAUUGAAAGCCAUGCAAGGAAUUUGUUAUUAUAUUAUUAUGCUACUCUGUUGAAUAUUUGUUUAUGAUUCAGUCGAAUUUGCUCUAUACAGUAGUUCAACUAUCUCUUUCUAAUGUGUAGAGGUGAGGGCGAUAACAAUAUUUUUUACCAUUAGUAGAGCUCUGUGCAUAUUUUGUAUUACUGUUUCUGAUAUGAACGGCGAGAGAAUGUUUAGGCUCAACGAUGAAAUGACGUCUUAAAUCAUGUUUCUGGUGGUGCAUAGACAAUAUAAGAAUUAAGAAUAGGCUACUUCUACUUAAAGACAGGAGUGUCUAUAGCCAAUCACCAAAGGGUGGACCACGAACCAUGAGCUCCUUCCUAAAAUAAACGUUAAUUGUAAGCUUUAUUACAUAAUUACCACUAAUGUUCAGAAAUAUUCACUGUUCCAAAAUAGCUAUUCGUUUUUGUACACACUUAUCUACAACUUUGUAACUUGUACGAUAUUGUAGUAUGUAAUUUCAGUUAUAUGACAUAGAAACAUAAGUAUAUGUUAGUUUUCUGAGAAUUAAAUAAAAUGAAAAAUAUCUGUACCCUUCUUAAAAUGUAGUAGUCCAGUCUAAAGCCGCAUGUUAAGAUAAUAGGUACGGUUCUAGAAAAAUAAAUGGUAGAAUAUUUUUUAACUAUUGUUAAAAAUAUAAGUAGUUCUUCUGUAGUGCAUCUAUGUUUUUUAUGAGAGCUCAAUUUUACCCAAAUUUCAAGAAUUUUUUUUACAAAAUUUUAUAAUUUCAUUGUUCCUUCGAUACCAUAUUAUUGUUACAUGGAAUUAGUUUGCAUUAUAAAUAUUAUUGAUAAUUGGGAAAUGAGGGCAUUAUUCACUUAAUUUUUUUAAUCCCUUGCCUAAAAUUCAAAGCUUUUUAAUGAAACAAAUCGUAAGCGUUUAUGUGUACGUAAAUAAAAAGCGACAAUAUGUCUUACUCUUAAUAGGUAUAUAUUAUUUAAUAAAUAUAAUAUUUUUUCUGUA